CUGUUUUCUGUUUACAAAUUGAUUGUUUUUCAAUUUUAAGUUGAGAUUAAUGAUUUCAAAUGAUUUCAUUUUGAGAAAUUGAUUGGAUUUUACUUUGGAUUAUUGUUACGUUAUUGUCAUCUUAUUAAUCAUGUUCUCAAGUGUAAGAUAUUUGUCUAAUGUUUCAAGUCGUUUACCGGCAACAUUUGACAUCGCAAUUGUUGGUGGAGGAACUGCUGGUAUGAAUUUAGCCUGGAAAAUGGGCCGUUACCAUAAGAAAUUAAACAUCGCCUUAAUUGAACCUUCGUCGUUCCAUUAUUAUCAGCCAAUGUGGACUCUUGUUGGUGCUGGAAUUAAGAGAAUUGAGUCUUCUCGUAGUUCAAUGGACGAUUUGACCAGAAAUCUACGAAUCGUCAAAUUAAAAGAUAGAGCAGUUCAAUUUAUAUGUCACGUUUGUUUUUGUGACGGUUUUAAAUAUGGCAAAUUAAAGUUUAAUGGUAAUAAUUUUAUAAAAUGUUUAGAAGGGUACACAAGUUAAUAAUUGAUUUAUAAU
This is a messenger RNA of Panonychus citri (citrus red mite), 532 nucleotides long. RefSeq names its product sulfide:quinone oxidoreductase, mitochondrial-like. The transcript has 2 exons. Gene Ontology annotation, molecular function: FAD binding; sulfide:quinone oxidoreductase activity. The coding region runs from base 131 to 517 and encodes 128 amino acids. Lineage: Eukaryota; Metazoa; Arthropoda; Arachnida; Trombidiformes; Tetranychidae. The record is from RefSeq and is a predicted model, not a curated record.